Molecule: messenger RNA, 2648 nt
Organism: Engraulis encrasicolus (European anchovy)
Lineage: Eukaryota; Metazoa; Chordata; Actinopteri; Clupeiformes; Engraulidae
Gene: nox1
Product: NADPH oxidase 1
Exons: 13
Coding region: 8-1696 (562 amino acids)
Biological process (GO): superoxide anion generation; defense response
Cellular component (GO): plasma membrane; NADPH oxidase complex
Molecular function (GO): superoxide-generating NAD(P)H oxidase activity
Source: RefSeq, a predicted model, not a curated record
AGCAACAAUGGGUAACUGGAUUAUCAACCACGGGCUGACUGCCUUUAUACUGGUGCUUUGGAUGGGCAUAAACAUAUUUCUGUUUGUCUACUUCUACUUCUUCUACGAUCUGGGAGAUCAGUUUAUCUACACUCGACAUCUUUUAGGGUCUGCUCUGGCAUGGGCGCGUGCACCUGCUGCGGUGCUGAACUUCAACUGCUUGCUGAUCCUGCUGCCGGUGUGUCGCAACCUUCUCUCCCUCAUUCGAGGAUCCUUCAUGUGCUGUGGGCGCACCAUGAGGAAACAACUGGACAAAAAUCUCAGUUUCCACAAGCUUGUGGGCUACACGAUCGGCUUGAUGACAGCGGUCCACACAGUUGCUCAUCUGCUAAAUGUGGAGUGGUACUACAACAGCAUCCGGGGAGAGUAUGAUGCUCUGAGCAGGGCACUGUCUGCUCUGGAGGAUGGCACCAACACCACCUACCUCAACCCCAUUCGCUCCAACACCACUACCCCGACACACUUCGUGUUCACCACGCUGGCGGGUAUCACUGGCGUGAUUAUCACUCUGGCGCUCAUCCUCAUCAUCACUUCCUCCAUGGAGGUCAUCCGCCGCAGCUACUUCGAGGUCUUCUGGUACACGCACCACCUCUUCGUGGUCUUCUUCAUCGGACUGGUCAUCCACGGCGCAGGGCGGAUUGUGAGAAGCCAAACCACAACCAAUCCAAUUCACAACACAACGUUUUGCUUUAAUCGAUCAAACGAAUGGGGGAAAAUUCCAGAGUGUCCGUUACCUCAGUUUGCCGGAGGAUUCCCACAGACGUGGAUGUGGGUGAUUGGGCCAAUGUUCAUCUACCUGUGUGAGCGCCUGCUGCGUUUCAUCCGCUAUGUACAGAGAGUCACCUACAGGAAGAUUGUGAUGCGUCCGUCCAAAGUGCUGGAGCUGCAGCUGGUGAAGAAGGGCUUCAAGAUGGAGGUGGGCCAGUACGUCUUCCUCAACUGCCCGGCCAUCUCGCAGCUGGAGUGGCACCCCUUCACCAUGACCUCGGCCCCCGAGGAGGACUUCUUCAGCGUGCACAUCCGCUCCGCCGGGGACUGGACCGAGAAGCUCAUCGACAUGGUGCAGCAGCUGCCUGAAGGUGCACAGGGACCCAAGAUGGGUGUGGAUGGUCCCUUCGGCACCGCCAGUGAGGAUGUGUUUGACUACGAGGUCAGCAUGCUGGUCGGGGCCGGUAUCGGAGUCACCCCCUUUGCCUCCAUCUUGAAAUCCAUCUGGUACAAGUUCAAGGAGUCCAACCCCAAGCUGCGAACCAGGAAGAUCUACUUCUACUGGUUGUGCAGAGAGACACAUGCUUUCGAGUGGUUCGCUGACCUGCUGCAGGUGCUGGAGGCGGAGAUGGAGGAGAGGGGCAUGGGCAAUUUCCUGACCUACAAACUCUUCCUCACCGGCUGGGACAAAACCCAUGCUACUCAUGCAAUGGUACAUUUUGAUAACGACAAGGAUAUCGUCACUGGAUUGAAGCAGAAGACCCAUUAUGGACGACCCAACUGGGACAAAGAAUUUGAGCAAGUUCGCAAGGAGAACCCCACUUCCGUGGUAGGCGCCUUCCUCUGUGGGCCAGCAGUCCUUGGCAAGACUCUGGAGAAGAAGUGUGUGAAAUUCUCGGACGUCGAUCCCCGGAAAACAAAGUUUUACUUCAACAAGGAGAACUUCUGAGCGCUGAAGUGCUCUCUGGGGAAAGAAAAUGGAUGUUUAUCAAAGGUGGUGGUUGCCGAUUGAUGAUUGUCACACAGUUGAACCCCUUAAGGCUGCCUUAGAUGACUCUUUAAACAAGGACGAGAUGGGCAGAGGAGACCUACAGUCAUAUUGACUAGGAGUUUCAUCAGUGGCUUUGCAACCGAUCCCACCCUCCUAUUGUUUAAUUUUUCUAUCAGAACAACACUUAAAUUGGAUGUGGGGUUACAAAUUAGUUAAUGAAAUCAUAGGCAUAUAUAAUUGAAUUGUUGUUUUUUUCAUAAUGGGCUCCAAAAGGAAAGCUGAAAUAGACAUUAUAAAAGUGUUGGUCUCCAUCCAUUAUUAGCCCACGUCUCAAGGCAUCCGCCAUCGUAACUAUUUAUUUCCUGUAGGGAAUACUGCAAGACCAUGCCUGACCGACCACCCAUGGACAUAAUGGAUCUUCAUUGACUAAUCACUGUGUGCUGUGCACAUUAGACUUUCUAUUCUUCAUACCUUGGUAUGAGAUUUGAUGGUCUACAUAAGGCUCACAUGAGCCUCUUAUGACUUAUCAAUGGCAAGAACAUUCCAUGACAUGUACUGUACACUUUAUCCAAAGCAAUACUUGGGGUGGGACUCGUUACUCCUGUCUUCUCCUGUUGCUUCUGGCCUUGUGACGUCAUCGAUGUUCAAUAUCUCACAAAAGCACAAUGCAAGGGUCAUUAUCUCAUUUGCAAUUUGGAUGUUGAAUGUGGAAACGCCCCCCAAACAAUUGCUCCGCCUACAUUGACAGUGGGGAAACUUAAUUCUUUAAUUUCUCCUCGGAGGCAGGGCGACACCAAAGCAAGGAGCCACGAGUAACAGGGAAGGACAGGAGGAAGUGAAUUGAGCUCCAAACUUAGUUAUUUAGGUAUUGGUUAGUCUGUGGAGCUGUUGAUGCAUUUGCUCAAGGGAA